AAUUUAUUUUACACGUUAAGAGAAUAAACUAAUUUAACUAACCUAAAAUAAUUUCAGUAAAAAAACUUAGCUUAAAUAACUCUUUUUAUAUUACAGUCUACAAAUUACGAAAAGCGAAUAUGUUUCAAUAAAACAAGUCAAAAUGAAGUUUUUUCAGAAAAAAAGGAUCAAAAUGAAUUCUUUGUUAUGAUCAUAUUAUUGGUUCUUUUUUUUUUAGAAUUACCCUGUUGGUAUUAAAACGGAUAACUUCUACGAACAUUUCAAUUGUUUCCUGUGAAAGUAGCGACAGUUUCUAUAACAAAUAAACAAGUACUGCCAAACUGAUGGGGGGCCAAGCAAGCAGUAGGCUGACACAUCACACAUAUGUACAAGGGGCACUUGUGAAUUAUGAUUGUAAUGCCUUCAAGUUUACGGUUCAAAGUUUUAAGCUCUAUGUCUCUAGCAAAAUGAUUCAAAACAUUUUUAAUGAUAAUUCUACUAAAAUUAAAAAUAAAAAUAAAUCAAGGUUGCUUUAUUAUAUUGAAAUUAGUCUAGAUUACCGCGCUAAGAUCCUAACAAAGCGGUCUCACCAGCCACCACAACAGAUAUAUAUUAGUUUUUUUAACAUUUAGUAUUAGUAGUAAAUCUAUCCAUUAAAAAUUCAAAAGAUUCAAACCAGGAUGAGAAUAUCCGUUAGUUUCCUUUUGAAUCCUUCUACUUUUGUAAAUGUACGGCACUACACACAUGACACAUCACUAAUUUAUUGAAAUACCUUUACCAUCAAAAGUUAUUUUGAAUUAGAAUUAUCUUACUCAAUAACUCUACAAUAAAGAUUGUAAUGGUUGGUCCGAUAUUAUCUUGUCAACAUGUCUCCUCUUUUUUUGUUAAGUAACAUGUCUCCUCUUGUUUUUGUCUCUUCUUGAAAGUGAUUUUAUUGCUUUAUAACUCAAUGUAAACAAAUAAAGAGAAAACAUUUUGUUCCUAGUAAGCAUUUUAAAACCUAGCCGAGUUGUUUGAGAUCCUUUUCGCGGAAAUAAAUAAAGAGUAAUCCAGGAAGAACGGAGAGAACUGAAAAAAACAGCCACCAAGUCCCUCAAACGUGCUACGGAGAUGGGUGACGUCAUCUCACCUCAUCUACGUGACGGCAGCAGAGCUCUGGUAAACCAAUGGAAGGGCAAAUAAGCUAUCACUUUCCCAUUAUAUCCUCGACUCCACUAUACUAUUGAUAAGCCAGUUCACAAACAUUCCUGUUAUACCCUCCACGCAGUUAUAACUCAAACCUAAUCUCUCUCUCUCUCUCUCUCGUCUCUCUUUCUUAAGCAUCUCCCUCUGAUUAUUUUCUCUGUCUUGAUUAGAGAUAAAACAAAAAGAAAACUCCAGAAAAUCUUUCUUCUGUCCACUAUAUUAGACCAUUGUCUCAUCUUCAGAUCAUCAUAUCUAAAAACCUAAAAAAAAAACUCACACACCUAUUGUAACAAAAAAUGGAUCCAAAUAGUAACAACACCAAAUCCAUAAAGAGAAAAGUUGUCGACCAACUCGUCCAAGGCUACGAGUUCGCUACUCAGCUUCAGCUUCUCCUCUCUCAUCAACACUCAAGUCAGUACAUCAGUCAGACCCGUAUUGUUUCUGGCGAUCUGGAUCCAGUUGAUGAGCUCAUCGCUAAGAUCUUGAGUUCUUUCCACAAAACCAUAUCGGUUCUUGAUUCUUGUGACUCCGUCCCUAUGGCCGUUAAGGGUUCACCGAAUGCUUCACGUGGUGAUGAUUUGGCGGCUCCUGUGAGUUGCAACGGUGGAGAUUCCGGGGAUAGUAGGAAGAGACUUGGGGUUGGGAAGGGCAAAAGAGGAUGCUACACUAGAAAAAAGAGAUGGCAUACUUGGACUGUGGAAGCUAGUAGAAUCGAUGAAGACAAAUAUGCUUGGAGGAAAUAUGGACAAAAAGAGAUUCUUAAUUCCAAAUUCCCAAGAAGUUACUUUAGAUGCACACACAAGCCAACACGAGGAUGCAAAGCAACAAAGCUAGUUCAAAAACAAGAGCAAGACCCUAGUUUAUUUCAAAUCACAUACAUUGGCCACCACACAUGUAAUGUUAGUGACCAAACACAAGCAAAUACCGAGCCUAAUGACCACGGAGUAGUCAUGGAUUCGGACAACGCAUUGGUUGCAACUAUUGCUCAAGACAAUGUUAAUGCAAAUAUACAAGAGCAAGAGAACGACAUCAGUAGUCUGAUUGUAGUAGGUGCAGGCAUGGUGAAGGAGGAGGACAAUAACAAUGGUGAUCAGAAUAAGAACUAUUGUGAGGGUUCUUCCGUAGAUGGCGAUUUAUCAUUGGCGUGGCAAGAUGUGAUGAUGAUGUUUGAUGAUCAUCAACAUCAUCAGAAUCACUACUAUCAAGGUGAAACUAGUACUGCUUCUCAUAAGUUCUCUUUCAUUGACAACGAUCAACUCUUCUCCUUAUUCGAUCCAUACUGCCCUUACGAAGGAACAAAUGCCAUAUGAACAUUCAAAUCCGAAUUGAUAUAUCGUAAUUGGGCUAAUAAUCUUUUCUCAUCCUCUCUCUUUGAGUAUGUUUAGUGAAAUGUAAUAUUUUUGUUGUAUUUUUGAUAAAGUACCAUAUGGCAUAUUUAAUUAUGUUUCUACAUUUCUCAUGUUUCAUUUUUUUAAAUGGGCACUAGAUGUUUUGUACGCGGCUGUAUCAGUCUGAUUCUUGACUAAAUAUGUUUUUUUCUCACAAGUUCAUUUUGGAUAAAUCAUAGGUUGACAGUAAAGGUGAAACAACUUGGUUAAUGGAUUGUUAUGUAAUUAGAAUAAGCCAACAACUGCGACAGUCCCACUAGGUUAUUGUUUUGCCUAUAUGAUUGACACUGCUUUAAUCCAUGUGUGUGACAUAUGAUUACCUAUAAAGAGUGUAAAGAGACUUAUCCAUUCAAAGUGACGGCUAUGAAUGUUUGGUGCUAAAAAGGAAGAAGCUGGACACAAGUGCAACUCGCAACUGGUGUGCUUUGUCUUUUUGUUGUUGCCCUGACAUAAGAAUCGCCGUAUGCACAAGGGCAUUUAUUAAUGCUUGCUGCAACAAUAAACCAAAAUCAAUCAAGCUGUACUAUCUUCGGUAGUGACCCAAAAAUAAAUAUGUUCCGUACACGUUCUCUUUUAUACAAACUAAAUACAUUUCACUCAUGUGACGCAUAGAUCAAUCUUUGAAAUAUUUUCAAGAAUUUGAGAAAUUUAAAUAUAACAUAGAUAAAUAGAUAAAACUUACUUGAUUCCAUCGAAAUAAUUAACGAGUUAGUUCAGAAAUAUAACUACUUUUACGUGAGAUAUGAUGGGGGUAAUUUUGUGUGUGUUACCCAAAGUCUAAACUAAAAGAUAUAUAUAAUUCAUUCAGCACCUUAAACAUAUUUUGCAUAUGUCACAAUAUACUGUUAUAAAAUAAUUGAGGAUAGAGGGAGUGCCCUCUCCGUCGACAUAGCAAGUACAACAUGAUGAGAAAAAGGGCAAAACGAAGGCCCAUGCAUGAUUAAUAGUGACGGUGGGGAGGGGCCGAAAACAUCCACUCGAAUACCUGAUUUUGACACUCACGACCUCUUUUUAAAUUAUUUGGAUGCUUUUGUCUGAAAAAGACAACAACCAAAAGGAAAAAAACACCAACACGUUCAUGCCAAUUUGUGAGACACUGACAAUAUAACAAAUUCCCCCUGUUUUGAUAGAUUUUAAAUACAAGGAGAUUGCAUAUAUAGUUUAUGUAAGAAAAUGUAGCUUGCACUGAAAUAAGUAUACAAAAAAUAUUAUAGGAUAUUCUGAUUACUUUUCUGUUUUAAAUUUGUCGUCAGAAAUUUGAUUACUUAAUGAUCUAUCUCAAAGCCAAUAUCUAAUCUCCUUAAGCUAAAUUUGAAAUGGUUUUAGUCUUUUAUAAACAAGAGUCAAGAGAUUUGUUGGAAACAAUGACUUUAUAAAAAGGAAAUCGUGGGAAAUAAUCUUUUAAAAUGAAAAAUUAAAACCCUAACACUAAUUUUGUUUAAUUAUUAAUUAUUGAAUAUUGUAAGUACUUGCAUUUAAAAAUGUUUUCACAGUACCUUAAAACAGUUGAUUCUUUAAUAAUUAACCUUUCUUCUAAAAUUUAAACUUGAAUCAUUUUAAUUGUCACCUGAAAAAUGUUACGUUAAAUUGAAUAAUCAAAUAGAGAAUGAGAAGAAAACAAUGAAAAUAAAUAAAAUAUAUGAGUGAAAUAAUCCCGUUUAGGAACAAAUCACCUUCCGUUAUAUAGCAAGACAACACUAGUCUAAAAAGAAUUGGUUUCCAUUAGAUU
Brassica napus (rape) is the source of this 4281-nucleotide messenger RNA. RefSeq names its product probable WRKY transcription factor 54. Lineage: Eukaryota; Viridiplantae; Streptophyta; Magnoliopsida; Brassicales; Brassicaceae. The transcript has 3 exons. Gene Ontology annotation, molecular function: sequence-specific DNA binding; DNA-binding transcription factor activity. Gene Ontology annotation, biological process: regulation of DNA-templated transcription. Bases 1461 to 2474 code for a protein of 337 amino acids. The record is from RefSeq and is a predicted model, not a curated record.